AUGACCGUGGGGCGCGUGAACUGCCAGCAACGGCUUCGACAAGAACCGGUGCUGGAGGCGCUCACGGCAGCAGCACGCCUGGGAGCAGGUGGGCGGCUGGAAGAGGAGGCCUGGCGCACCAUGGCGCACAUACUCGGCCUCCCGGAGGCCGCCAAGCGUCUCAGCCAUUUGCGCGAGCACGAGUACGGCAUGCACGGCGUGCUUUCGGCCAUCAAAAAUUUGGCCACUACGGAGGACCUCGAGGAAAUCCGAGAGCUGCCGGCGGUUCUCGAGGAGCUCCUGCAGCUCCCGCCGGCGCUGGCCGUGGCGCCGCUGGGGGCGGCCUGCGCCUCGCUGGCGCCGCAGGCGGCGCCGGGCACGGUGCGGGCGCUGGAUGCGGCGGUGCAGGUCUUGGUGCAACGGCUCCGGGAGCCCGUGGACGUAGACCAGCUCGAGUUCAUCGUGGAUCCCUUGGGGCGGAUCGCCCUGGCGCAGGACCUGUGCGCCGUGGUCUUCACUCAAGAUAUUCCCGCGGGCGCCAGUGGCACCAAUGCCUCGAAUCCCAUCCUGCCUGAAGGUCACGAGCUUGAAGAAGGUGCGCACCCUCCCAUUUUCGCCUUCCCGUCCUUUGCAGCCGACGCAUCGCUUGCCGGCUUGGGCUUUCUUCUUUGGAAGGGCAUGAUGGCUCGAGCGGAGUAUGGGCAAAAUGUCACGAAGCACUUGGCUGGGCUGAGCUCAAAUGGACCCGUUGUCCUUUUUGACAAGCUGAUUCAAGCGCUCAUCAUCUCUCCAAUGGAUAACUACAAGUCUGCGGUGCACACUGCCAGUGCAGAAUCCUGGGAGAUGGGGGUGUCCAGUGAGGUCGAAUCUUUGCCAAAUGGGUUUGUGCAUCGGACACUUCUGAUCUUUGAUGUGGGGAUUACCCGUGCCAUGGAUCUUUAUGGUCAGACGUUGCGAGAACUGCACGGCACACGGCGUUUGCCGGACCUGAACUUGGAGUUUUUGUCGUAUUGGACAGACAACGGCGCAUACUACUAUGGCGAUGCCUGGGGUCAGGCCGGGGGCGGAGGCCCCGAUUGCAACGAGACCUCGAUGCUUCAGGUGGCACAGGGACUGGACCACCAGGGUCUGCUGGACAGUGUGGGUAUGUGGCAAUUGGAUGAUUGGUGGUAUCCAGGUCAUCCGGCCAUAUACGUGCAUUGUGUCUCCAACUGGACUCUAAGCCCGCCCGCCUUCAAUCGAAGCCUCCGGGAGCUCAGCGAAGCCAUCGGAAAGCCAUGGCUGCUGUAUGUGCCGUUUUUCUGCCCGAGCAACGUCUACAGAGACUUCAGGUUUGUGAGGGGAUCGAGCGGUCCCACAGAGUUCGCGCAGCCACAUCCGGAUGAUGCGCUGGAGUUCUACCAAAUGCUGUUCGACGAGGGGCUCCGCAAUGCCAUGGGGGGCUUCGAGCAGGACUUUCUGAACUUCAAUUUCCUAGCCGUGCCCCUCUUCCGGAAGAGCUUCGGCGCUGCCUCCCGGUGGCUGGGAGCUUUGCACCAGGCCGCCCUGGAGCGGAAGGUGCCGGUACAGCUGUGCAUGGCACUGCCCAGCGAUCUCUUGGAAUCCUUGCGAUUCGGCAGUGCCACCAACUUCCGCGCCUCUGGGGAUUAUGCCUCGAAGGACAACUACGAUAUCGGCGCCUCCUCUUUGCUGGGCUUCGCGCUGCAGCUGCGGCCCUCCAAGGACAGCUUUUGGACUCACCGCCCGGUGAGCGCGGUGGAGUCUGGGAAGCCUUGGGGUGUGAAGGAGAACCCCGGAGCCAACUGCGAGCUGAACGCCUUGAUCGCCGCGCUGUCUACAGGCCCUUUGGCCCUGGCCGACAAGGCCGGGGACACCAAUAAGACCCUGGUGAUGCGGUGCAUCCGCGCUGAUGGUCGCAUCCUGCAACCGGACAAGCCGGCCACGAGCAUCGAUGCCACUUUUACUGCCACCGGCCCGGACUCCGGCCGCAUUUGGUCGACAUUCACGGGUCUGGGUGGCUGGAGCUGGCACUACGUCUUGUACAUCGACCUCAUUUCGCCCUGGCAGCUGACUUAUGGCGACUUCUACCCGGAGCUCCAAACUUCUGUGUGGCGCAGGUGGCACGAAGGCCACCAGCCCCGGAGCUGUGCCCACCUGCAGCCAGCAGUGGCCUCGGGGUGCGUGGGCCUGGGCGUGCCGCGCCUGCUGAAUGACCGGCCCAUCAUGGUGCAGAACGACACACGCCGCUUCGACUUGGUGCAGUUUUCGCCCAUCUUCCCCAAUGGAUGGGUCCUACUUGGGGAGGUGGGCAAGUACGUGGGCGUGAGCCGCUGGCGGUUUCUGGACGUGAGUGCUCCCCUCGGCGGACUGGAGCUACAACUGGCUGGAGCUGUGGGGGAAGAGGUGCGGGUGCUGGCGCUGCAGCCUUCGGGCACGAGGGAGUGGACCAUCCUGGAGAAGCAGGUGAAAUUUGAGGGCGCGCAUGCGACGCUGCACUUCGGAGAGACAGCCUUGCAGGAUGCUUGGAAGGACGUGCUUCUACGCCUCAGCACGCCAGAGAUGGCCUCCAACCGCAUUGCGGAGCUGCUGGGCUACCCCCGUCUGGAGAAGUACUGUGUUUGGCUCCUGGCGACUCUCGGGGGAUUGCCCUACGUGGCCAAGGAGCUGCACCAGCAUAUGGCCCAGCAGCCAGCAGUGGAUGCCUGCUUUUGCGCCAUCAUCGACAUUCUGGACGAUGACGUGGACUGCGAGUGGCUGCUGAAGGGCAGGACUGAGACUGUGACCACUCAAGAUGCUCCAGAUUUCGUGAACCUGGUGGUAGCGGCCAUGCAGCAACAUCCGCAGGACGCUUUGGUGCAAAGCCGGGGUUGCCACUGCUUGGCGCUCGUCUUUCAGACCCGCCUGGCGCAGCAUGUGGGAGAGCUGGGACAGGCCUGCAUGGGUCGGAUCCUCACCAUUGUGAAGGAGGCCUACAACAGUCACUACAAGAAAGAGGCCACCGUGCGGGACAUUUGCUAUUUGCUGCGGAACCUGCUGGAGCCGUCGAAAUCCCCACAAUCGAAUGAGGCAGAGUUCCAAGCGCAACGGCAGAUCGCGUGGCAUCUGGUGGAGGAGAACAUGCCGGCGCAGCUUGAGAGCAGUAUCCGACACUUCGCCACCUACACGGAGGGCUACAGGACGGAGCUCUUCGAGUCGGCGCUGGGGGCCUUGGCGCUGCUCAAAGGCGCGGGCGGCGUGCUGACGCUGCUGCGGGACCUCGAGGAGCUGCCAGGCUGCGCCGCCGCCCGCGCCGCUGGCAUCAAGGCGUUGUUUGAGCUGGGCAGCAACAGGCCUUCCCUUCUCACCCAUGCCACCGGCAUCUCCGUGGAGGGGGGCGUGGUGCAGGGCUGCCAGGGCGUCAAAGUGGCCGUGGAGCAGCUCGCGGACGAAUCCUCGGGGCCACAGGCCAUUCUCCUCAGCGGCCUCUGCGCAGCGCUACAAGGCUGCUGA
Messenger RNA from Effrenium voratum, 3468 nucleotides. The record is from the annotation of a GenBank genome assembly. NCBI's taxonomy places the organism in Eukaryota, Dinophyceae, Suessiales, Symbiodiniaceae.